Molecule: messenger RNA, 2134 nt
Organism: Thunnus maccoyii (southern bluefin tuna)
Lineage: Eukaryota; Metazoa; Chordata; Actinopteri; Scombriformes; Scombridae
Product: nuclear factor 7, ovary-like
Exons: 2
Coding region: 101-1498 (465 amino acids)
Molecular function (GO): zinc ion binding; protein binding
Source: RefSeq, a predicted model, not a curated record
CAAAGCUUCACCCCUCAGCUGACUCACCUGAGACGAAGCAGGAUGUUCUCUAAAGAGACACACAGACUGAAAAACAGACAGAUCUUCACUUGGAGACAAAAUGUCUUUCAGAUCAGAGGAGGAUCUCUGCUGUCCGAUCUGUCAUGACAUCUUUAGAGAUCCUGUUGUUCUGUCAUGUAGCCACAGCUUCUGUAAAGACUGUCUGAAGAGCUGGUGGGGAGAGAAACUAACACAUGAGUGUCCAGUUUGUAAGAGAAUAUCUUCCAGGGAAGAACCACCUGUUAGUCUGGUGUUAAAGAACCUGUGUGAGUCCUUCUUACAGGACAGAGAUCAGAGAGCUUCAGAGGCUCUCUGCAGUCUGCACUCUGAGAAACUCAAACUCUUCUGUCUGGACCAUCAGCAGCCAGUGUGUGUCGUCUGCAGAGAUUCAGAACAACACACCAACCACAGAUUCAGACCCAUUGAUGAAGCUGCACGACAACACAAGAAGAUGCUUGAGGAAACUUUGGAGCCCUUAAAAGACAAGUUAAAGGUUUGUGAACAAGUUAAAGUGAAGUUUGAUCAAACAGCAAAACACAUUAAGGUCCAGGCCGGACACACAGAGAGGCGGAUUAAGGAGCAGUUUAAGAAGCUUCACCAGUUUCUAGAAGAGGAAGAGGAGGCCAGGAUGGCUGCUCUAAGGGAGGAAGAGGAGCAGAAGAGUCAGAUGAUGAAGGAGAAGAUGGAGACUCUGAGCAGAGAGAUAGCAGCUCUUUCACACACAGUCAGAGCCACAGAGGAGGAGCUGAGAGCUGAAGACGUCUCAUUCCUGCACAACUACAAGGCUGCAGUGGAAAGAGUCCAGCGCUGCCUCCUGCUGGAUGAUCCACAGCUGCUCUCAGGAGCUCUGAUAGACCAGGCCAAACACCUGGGCAACCUGACCUUCAACAUCUGGAAUAACAUGAAGGAGAUGGUCUCAUACACUCCUGUCAUUCUGGAUCUAAACACUGUGUAUCCAAGACUCAUUCUGUCUGAAGAUCUGACCAGUGCGAGAUAUGGAGAGAAACAGCAGCAGCUUCCUGAUAAUCCAGAGAGGUUUGAUUAUUAUGUCUCUGUCCUGGGCUCUGAGGGCUUUAACUCAGGGACUCACAGCUGGGAUGUCGAGGUUGGAGAAAAUAUAUACUGGAGACUGGGUGUGUUAUCAGAGUCUGUCCAGAGGAAGGGAAUCAUACAGUCUGGAUUAUGGACAAUAGAGUUCUAUAAUGAUAAAUACUCAGCAUGGUCACCACCAGCUCUCUCCACUGUUCUACCAGUGAAGAAGAAGUUUCAGAGGAUCAGAGUGAAUCUGGACUGGAACAGAGGAAAUCUGUCGUUCUCUGAUCCUGAUACUAACACACACAUACACACCUUCACACACACUUUCACUGACAGACUGUUUCCAUACAUUAACACUGUGAAUAAACUCCAACUGAAGAUUUCCCCAUUGAAGGUCUCUGUGACAGUGGAACAGAGCAGUUAGAGAUGAUGAUGAUGGUUCUUAUAAUUACUCUCAUUUAUUUGAUAAUUUAAUUAAAUAUACUGUAUGUGAAACUCUAUAUGAAAUAAUUCAAAAUAUUUCUACAAUUGUUCAUUUGAUGUGAUGAAGUCAAAAUAAUUCUAUCUGUAAAUGUGUUUUUAUUUAGUUUUCAUUAGUUGAAUUCUGUCAUUUAAUCAGAGGAGGGUUUUUAUUUAAGGUGGACAUGUGAGUUUGGGUUCAUGUUGGUGAUUUAAGAGCUGAUGUUUUCUCUGUUGUUUCUCUCUGAAUAAGAAAACCUGCUAAAUGUAGAAAAUGUAAAUGAUUCCUGAUGUUUGCUGGAUGUUCAUGUAACCUGUAACCUGCUGUGAUUCUUUUCAACUGGAAAACUUUGUGUGGAAACCAAUAAAAAGUGAAGCGGGAAAUGUGUUCAGAUUUAUUGUCAUCAUGUUUUAGUUCUGACCUCCAUUUUAUCAAACGUAACAAUAUACACAGACUCUACAGGAUCCAUCAUCUUUCUUAACUAUUCAUCUCUUUUCUCUCAGUUUCUGUUAGUAAAUUGUCUCCACAGGAAGCCUUCAAAUCACACAAAUCUCCUGCUGUCUAUAUGUUGUUAACUUAUUAAAAUAACCGUAUCUAUAA